This is a messenger RNA of Cuscuta campestris, 714 nucleotides long. The record is from the annotation of a GenBank genome assembly. NCBI's taxonomy places the organism in Eukaryota, Viridiplantae, Streptophyta, Magnoliopsida, Solanales, Convolvulaceae.
UUCUGCGGCAGCCAUAUCUUGCAAAACAGGGUUUUCAAGAGAUCGUUCAAAUCAAGGCUCAGGCAGCGACGCAGAACAGAUCCACUCCGGCGGCGUAGGGGGAAGUCCUGGCAGCGGCGGCGGAGGAGAAAAGAUGCACCCCGGCAGAGGAGAACAGAACUAUUGCGGCGAAGAGAAUCGCCCGGACAGACCUGGAGAAACUGGGCCCAGGAUUAUGAUGCAUCCCCCAGUCGAGGAACCAGAGACUCAAGAACCUGAAGCUCCAUUUUUGACUAACGAAGGUGAACAGUACUUCAUCCACCCUCAACCCAAUGCAACAGAUGGAGUGAACCCGGAGGGACCCAAUGCAACAGAUGGAGUGAACCCUGAGGGAGAAGCCAACAUGGAAGGCAGGGAGCAGGGCAACAUUAAUUACAGCCCUGGAUUCGUCCGCCGUGGCCUCUUCCACGGCCGCGGACGCCGUGGUGGUUGUGUGCUAUACUGCAGAAUGGGGAACGUUUGGCGUGCUGAAAACCAAAGUAAGAAUUAGUGUCCUAAGUGUAAGAAUUAGUAUCCUCCUAAAUGGUAAAUACUACGGAGUAAAUACUUGAGUAAAAUGCACUCACUCCUAUUCCCUUCCGUAUCAUUUCAUCUCCAAUUGAGUAGUUACAGUGCUAAAGUUCACAAAAUUGAUUGUAUCCACUGUUUUGUCCUCAGUAAACUCCUACAUCAUCC